Molecule: messenger RNA, 2125 nt
Organism: Cornus florida
Lineage: Eukaryota; Viridiplantae; Streptophyta; Magnoliopsida; Cornales; Cornaceae
Product: folate-biopterin transporter 1, chloroplastic
Exons: 9
Coding region: 97-1782 (561 amino acids)
Cellular component (GO): membrane
Source: RefSeq, a predicted model, not a curated record
GAACCCUGAUUGCUGAGGACAGAGAAACCUAGGGAGCACUGAGCAGGCUUCACCAUUAUUGAAGUGAAGUCUUUUAGCAAAACCGUUAUUAUUUUAAUGACCAAGUUAACGUUAAAUUCAUUCUCCAUCCUACCCUUCCAAAAUCAAAAUUUGUCUUUCCUCUCCCUCUCCACCUUUCCUAUCCCUUCUCAGAUCCGCCGGAACCCGCCCACGAUAGUCGCCGGAGCUCGUCGAACCAACCGCCGGAAACCACCUCAGAAAACUCCGGAAGUCGACAUGUCCGUUAGUGUUUCCAUUCCGGCGUCGUCCCAACGUCGGGACAACGAUGACGAGCCCUUUUUGGAUCCUAGAAAUCGAAAAAAUGAUUUGCUAACAACCAAUGCAGAAGGAGAAGCAAGCUCUCCUAGUAAAAGCACUCCGAGCAAGAAUAGGUAUUUUACAAGAUCCAUUAAAUACUUUGGGGUGGACCUAACCCCAGACAACAUUGCAGUUGCUAUGGUAUAUUUUGUCCAAGGUGUCUUAGGCCUAUCAAGGCUUGCUGUCAGUUUCUACUUGAAAGAUGAUCUGCAUCUGGAUCCUGCAGAGACAGCAGUGAUAUCUGGUUUCUCAUCAUUACCAUGGCUUAUCAAACCUCUUUAUGGGUUUAUUAGUGAUUCAUUUCCACUUUUUGGGUAUCGAAGAAGGUCAUACCUGGUCCUAUCAGGGCUUCUUGGAGCAUUUUCAUGGUUUUUGAUGUCCACCUUCGUUGACAGCAAAUAUGGUGCUGCUUUUUGCAUACUUCUUGGAUCUCUUUCUGUUGCCUUCUCAGAUGUUGUUGUAGAUUCCAUGGUUGUAGAGAGGGCUCGUGGCGAGUCACAAAGUUUGUCAGGAUCUCUUCAGUCGUUAUGUUGGGGUUCUGCUGCUUUUGGAGGAAUUGUGAGCUCCUACUUUAGUGGCUCUCUGGUGGAUGCCUAUGGUGUAAGGUUUGUUUUUGGAGUCACUGCAUUGCUUCCAUUGAUAACAUCUGCAGUUGCAGUACUUGUCAAAGAGCAGCCCGUACUUGGCCCAGCAAGGGGACAGAAUCUUCCUUUAGCCACUCCUAGCUUUUUUGAAAGCUCAAAACAGAAUAUUAUUCAGUUGUGGGAUGCCGUCAAGCAGCCAAAUGUCUUUCUUCCCACUUCUUUUAUUUUUUUAUGGCAGGCAACACCGCAUUCAGAAUCUGCUAUGUUUUUCUUCACCACCAAUAGACUUAAUUUCACCCCCGAGUUCCUGGGCCGUGUUAAGCUUGUGACUUCGGUUGCAUCACUUCUUGGUGUUGGACUUUAUAAUGGUUUCUUAAAAAAUGUUCCACUUCAGAAGAUUUUUCUUGCAACAACUUUCAUUGGUGCAGCUCUUGGGAUGACUCAGGUUUUCCUCGUCACUGGACUAAACCGGCAGUUAGGAAUAAGUGACGAAUGGUUUGCCAUUGGGGAUUCUUUGAUUAUAACUGUUCUUGGUCAGGCUUCUUUCAUGCCCGUUCUUGUGUUGGCAGCACGAUUAUGUCCACAAGGAAUGGAAGCAACGCUUUUUGCAACCCUCAUGUCCGUAUCUAAUGGGGGAAGUGUACUUGGUGGGCUGCUUGGUGCUGGUCUGACCCAGCUCUUUGGCAUAACAAGGGACAGGUUUGACAACUUGGCCUACCUAAUAAUUCUCUGCAAUCUCAGCUCCUUGUUACCUUUACCGUUACUUGGCCUCCUUCCUCGGGAUAACUCUGAUGCCCAUUCGAAGGAAACUGUAGGAGAUAUUGAGAUCAAGUCUAAUUGAGUACUUGGUCCUGCCUCCAUUGGAAGCAAACUUCCCUGCAUCACACUUGAGGAAGUUCUUCUGAUCAUUGACGAUACAUUUUCAGCCUCAUCAACUGUAGCUUUUAGAAGUAACAACAGAGAGAGAGAGAGAGAGAGAGAGAGAGAGAGAGAGAGAGAGAGAUGUAAAUAGUACAAAGUUCUAGAGACAGCAAGCUAUGCCACGCCAAAGGUUAGGUUUCUCCUCAGUCAUUUCCAUCAAGGAACACUUGUAGACAAGAUAUCCAUUAGCAUGCAAUUUUUAUUUCUUCCAUACUGCCAAACUUGUGUUUAUCUUUUAACAAAGUUCGAACUUUUCCCUGUGA